Seriola aureovittata is the source of this 3998-nucleotide messenger RNA. RefSeq lists its product as uncharacterized. Bases 235 to 2112 code for a protein of 625 amino acids. The record is from RefSeq and is a predicted model, not a curated record. The transcript is spliced from 10 exons. NCBI's taxonomy places the organism in Eukaryota, Metazoa, Chordata, Actinopteri, Carangiformes, Carangidae.
UCUUGUGGAAGGAAGUGAAGUUACCACAUAAGAGCUCCAUGCAAGCUGCACCCCAAGACAAAUGUUCAUCUCCAGUCUUUGGGCUGUGAGUGAACUGUUGUUGAAUUUAAAUCACUGGGUUACAUUUUGUAUUUUUUGAAUGAGUUUUUAUGAAUGCAGCAUUUGUUAUAAGACUGAUACAUAUACCCUUAUACAAUCAACGUUUUUAUUGGAAACUGAAGGACCACAACAGCCAUGUUGUUGGCAGGAGCUGGAUGUGUGCUUAUGAGUUUCAUCCUCUACAUCUCAGGGAUUCAUGGACGAGCAAAAAGCAUCUGUGCCAUAAAAGGUUCAUCAGUUGAUCUGCGCUGCUCAGCUGGAAAUUCCACUUCAAGCAACAAAUGGUACACUGUAGAGGAGGAUGGCAACAAGUAUGUCAUGACCGAGAUCCCUGUAGAUGGACAUCGUGUAACAUACAACAUGUCCGACAAAAAUCAACCCACUCUAACAAUCAAAGAUCUGAGAGAGAGCGAUGCAAAGUUUUACUGCUGCAGUGAGAAUACAGGCCACUCAUAUCCCUGCUGGCUAAAUAAAAUCAACCUCCAACUUGCAGAUCUGCAGGUAAAGGUAUUUCCUACCACUGAGGAACAGACAGUGACACUGAUGUGUAGCACCAGCUGUCCUCUGACUGAAAACCCUGCAGCCUACAUCUGGUACAAGAACAAAAAGCAUCUCUAUCAGGACUGGUCUCCCUGGUACAGAGAGCUGGUCAGCAGUGAGGAAGCAGUCAGAUACUCCUGUGCUAUCAAAGGCUACGAGGAUCACAGAGCCCCUGAAGUCUCUGUGGAUUCUGUCACACCAGCCUGCAUUAAUGUGACCUACGCUCAAGGGAGAAUUUGUUCUUACAAGCAGACAUCAGUGAAUGAGUCCUGCUCCCUCACAUAUCCCACAGAAGUACGUCUUCAGAGUAGUUCUAUGUCACAGCGUACCCUGACCUGUACCACCAGCUGUCCACUGACUGACCCUCAAACUGCCUAUAGGUGGUACCAGAACAGACAACUGUACAAAAACGCUACGGGACAACAGGUUUUAGUUUCCACCUCAGCUGACAGCUACUCCUGUGCUGUGAAAGGCUUUGAGGAUCUGCUGUCUCCUGAAGUCUGUUUUGAUAAUGAGAGCUGUUGGACUGUGGAUUAUGCCAUCAGGAGAAUCUGUGCUCUACAAGGCUCUUCAGUGAACAUUUCAAGCAAAUACUCACAUCCCUACGAGCAGCAGCCCAAGUACAAAUUCUGGUAUAAAAUGAAGAUAAAUGGGGAGAAGGAUACUGAAGAGCUGAUCAAGGCUGAAGGUCGUAUGAAGUAUAAUGAAAACAGGAAGAAUCACCACAUGCUGACAAUCAUAAACCUGAAGAAGGAUGACUCUGGCGAAUACAUAUUCAAACCCCUGACAGAUACAUCGAAAAUGCUUUAUUUUCCUGGAGUGACUUUGGUUGUCACAGGUGUGAAAGUGAGGUUGCACCCUGCAGUGGUGACAGAGGGCCAGAGAGUCACACUGACUUGCAUCAUUAGCUGUCCUCUUUCUGUUAACAUGACCUACAUGUGGUACUUGAAUAGUCGACCUCUGAUCGUGCCACAAGACCAAAACACAUACCUGGUUCUGGACCCAGUCAGCAGUCAGCAUGCCGGAAACUACUCAUGUGCUGUCAAACCCGGCAAAAAAUCCAGUGAGAAGACUCUAACAGUCCGAAGUAUCAGCAAGAAACACAUAUCAGCAGCUGCUAUAGGAGUUGGUGCUGCUCUCCUGGUUAUUAUACCUCUAGUAUCUCUAGUCGUCCUCUUUUGGAUAAGAAGAAAGAGGACUUCAGGUCAGUGUCCUACAACUGAAGCAACAGAGAACACUGAGCAGUUAAACCUUGGCCCUGUGUAUGAAGACACCUCAGCUCAACCAACAGAGCAGGAUGACCUUGAUGACCUUCAUUAUAGCAGAGUCCACUUCUCUAAGACUCAGACAGAUCCUCUGUACUCCAGCGCCCAACCACCUCAGCCUAAAAAAGAGGACCAUGCUGCUUAUGCUGUUGUCAACUUUAGACGCAAAAUGAGCCCUAAGGGUGAUGGCCAGGUAGUGGGCCUCUAAAAAUUUCAACAACAAAGUAAAUGAAUGAAUGCAACAACCCACCUGCCUCUGUAUGUAUGAUGAUGGUCUGUGAUGUACAGAACUUGAGUAUUGUUCUGUUCAUUACUUACAUGUUGGGAGUUCAGUUGAUGAGCUUGUCUACAGGUGCCUACUGUAAAUGAGUAGGCAAAUGUCCAACGUCACUUCAGAGGCACACUUGAGAGCACUGACCAACACCCACUACCUGUUUUAUGAGAAAUGAGGACCUUUUAGUUACUGUGAUUAACCACAGUCCUGCCUGUUAAGUCAUUUAGCCAGGACUUGCUGUGUAGACUUUCACUGUGACAAAAUUGAAGUGGACUAGUACUCCUCAACACGCAGUAACAACCCUCAAACAAAUACUAUUUCUGUGAAACAUCUGUGAAAUGUUCAAAUUAAUCUAAGUUACAACAAAAAGUUCUGCAGGACUAUGUCCAACAUCUGUAUUUCUUAUAAUUUGUUGGCAAACUGUACCGUUAGAGGCUGGGACACCGAAUUAACGGUUGGUUAGAAAAAUCAUGGCAGCAAUGCCGCAGGCUAACGCUAGCUGGCGAUAGUUAAGUUACUUCUUUCUCUAAAAUAGAAUAAAAAUAAAGAAUUGAAGUCACUGUUUUUCGUUAACAUUUAAUUGGGUAACAAGUGUUAUGUUACAAUAAGCUAAUAUACGGCUAAUUAAACAAAAAAAUACUCACCAAAUGUCCUGUUGACGCCUUUAUCCAGUGACUGCUAGCCCUAACCAUCUCAGCUAAUGGUCGUCUCUUGCAGUCACUCAAAGAAAGACAGGCAAAAAAGGGAUUGAGUUAUAGUGUUUAACGCCCACAUUAUUUAUGAAAUUGCUGGCCAGGUGUAGAUAUGCUAGGCCACUGAACCAACGGCUUUAAAACGCUAAAGUGUUGCUAAGCAACCAGAGCAGUUCAUGGUAGGUUUGCAAAGUCAUGCUAGCAAUCCUGUCGGCUAAAGCUAGCUAAGCUAAUAACUUAUUUCUCGAAUAAUUAAUUAGUAAACAUUUAUCGUUUCAUUUUUACACUUUUUUUUUGUAUCACCUCUUAUGUUGCAGAGAGCUAACGAACAGCUAUUUGAGAAAAUACUCACCUAACAUGAAAUGAUUUGUCCGUGUUGAUGUUUUUGUUGCCAGUGCCUGAGGCCAAGCAUAAAAACUAAUGGCCGCCUUUUGUUUUCUUUUUUUGUAUUACCGGUAAUGUAAUAUGGGUCUGUGCAUGAAGUAUAAUUCUCCUGCAGUUGUUCACGUUGUAUAAUGAAAAAUGCCAUCUGGGGGGGGGGGGGGUAAUUUCAUUGACCUACUUAUGGUAAGUGUAAAUGUAUGUUGAUGUUUGUGAGCUCGUUGUUCAUUAGCCGAUGCUGCCUAAACGCUGUUAUCACUUUGCGUGUGUUAUUGUCCCGCUUAAUGACUAUGUGCAAUUCAAUUUAGUGCACCAAAGCGUCAGUUUUUUCCAUUAUCCAGCUUGCACCAUGAAAAUUGAACAAGGAAGUCGAGAGCCGGAAACAAACAGCUUGUCUUCAAAGUAAAGGUUGCGCGUUUGGAACAAACGUGUUGGCUGCAGCAGUCAUUUAAGGGGAGCUAAGCUAAAUAAAUAAACAAACUGUCUUAAUCAUUUGCCUUUGUUCCUGAGUGCGUUGAGUGAGUAAAUUUCAUUAUAUUUUCUCAAGUCAUGUUUAUUUGUUAACUGGUACAUCAUUUAGAUUUUGAUUUAGAAUUGUUCAUAGUUGUUUGCUCAAGAUAAUAUGAUAGAAUUUGACCUAUAUGUGCACUUUUAUUUGAAGAAAUAUAACCACUCACACCUGUCUGACUGUAAGCAAAAUAAAUAAAUACUUUGAAACAGAACCUGUUGACUGCUUCUCCUGCUUUG